ACUUUUUAUUUAGUACGAGUAGUAGAGGGGAGAGGGCUUGGGGGGGGGCACUAUCUCAUAUUCAAUGCUUUACCAAACUCACCUCUUCUUCUAAAUAUUCAUUCACACUUUACCACCACCACCACUACUACCCUUCCUUCUUCUUCACCGACUUAUCUCAUCUCCUCUCUCUCACUCUCUCUGUGUCUCUCGUCUCAGGAAAAAAUGGAGAGUGUUGUUGAAUUGGCUUUGAAGAACAGUAGUAAAACCCUCACCAACAGCGGCGCUCUAAAUGGCGAUGAUUUCUCCGUCGACGACUUGCUCGACUUCUCUAACGAAGACGACGAAGACGCUCUCGUUGAGGAUGAGACUGGCUUGAAGAAACCCCAACGAAAAAGAGGACUCUCGUCUGACGAAACUACCCUUCACUUGACCAACGAUUUCUCCGCCGUCGAUUUCCCCACCACCGAGCUCGCCGUUCCGAUGGAUGAUUUAGCGGAACUUGAAUGGUUAUCAAAUUUCGUAGACGACUCUCUCACUCCGUAUUCCUCGUUUGCUCCGACGAAGAAACCGGUUUGGUUAACCGGAAAUCGAAUACGUUCUGUACCACCACCGGUUAAGGAGGAAACCUGUUUCAAAGCGCCUCCACCUCCGGUUCAAAUCAGGCCCAAACGAGCCAGAACCGGAGUCACCUACUGGUCUCAUGGUUCACCGGCGUCAUCUUCGAGCUCUGCGUCGUCGUCCUCGUCUUCCUCUGGUCUUCCUUCAAGCCCUCUAUGGCUCUCCGGUUUUGAGUUGGAUUUGCUUGACGAACCAAGGGUUAAGAAACAGAAGAAGACGAAGAAAUUAGCUGAUCAGACGCUAAUGCAGACGCGGCGGUGUGGUCAUUGCGGCGUUCAGAAAACGCCUCAGUGGAGAGCAGGACCAAUGGGAGCGAAGACGCUGUGUAACGCGUGUGGUGUGCGUUUCAAAUCUGGUCGGUUAUUUCCCGAAUACAGACCCGCUUGUAGCCCGACGUUUUCCAGUGAGCUUCACUCAAACAACCACCGUAAAGUCAUUGAAAUGCGUCGGAAGAAGGAGACCUCCCAAGAAGAAGGUGAUGAUGAUGAAACAACCGGUUUGAACCAAACGGUUCAGGCUAUACCGAGUUUCUGAAGAUUUAUUAAACCAGAAUUAGGAUUCGACCCGGUUCAGAUUUAGCAACAGUUUAGUUUUCUCAUUAGCUAUUAUAUUGCGUUUAUUAUGUUAAAAGGAUUGAUUUUGGUUAUGUAUGGUUUCUUUUUAAAAACAUGGGUUUUGUUCGUUGUUUAGUCGCACUAGGUUUUUUAGAGUUCAGUAAACUCUUAAGAUUGUUACUUUAUGAUCUCGUUGGUUUCUUUUCUAUUUUGUAAUCUCUGGUAGACUGAUGGUAAUUAUUAAAGCUCCAAUUGAAUCCCUUAUGGAUUUUGAA
Molecule: messenger RNA, 1429 nt
Organism: Camelina sativa (false flax)
Lineage: Eukaryota; Viridiplantae; Streptophyta; Magnoliopsida; Brassicales; Brassicaceae
Product: GATA transcription factor 6
Biological process (GO): cell differentiation; positive regulation of DNA-templated transcription
Cellular component (GO): nucleus
Molecular function (GO): zinc ion binding; sequence-specific DNA binding
Source: RefSeq, a predicted model, not a curated record